Molecule: messenger RNA, 1482 nt
Organism: Triticum turgidum subsp. durum (durum wheat)
Lineage: Eukaryota; Viridiplantae; Streptophyta; Magnoliopsida; Poales; Poaceae
Source: the annotation of a GenBank genome assembly
AUGGGCCAGCACAUAUCUCCGGCGGGCAGCGGCCACUCCCCCGAUCCCGAUGGUGGCAAUAUGUUGGGCGAGACCCAGCUGCCCGUGCCGGUGCAGAUCGGUCGGAAGCGGCGCUGGAACAAGGACGCCGCCGCCGCCGCCGCCGCCAGCGACGAAGAAGCCAGCGAUGUUAGCCCCACGGAGGAGCAAGCCCCUAUGGACAUCGCAGCUAGCCCAACCCGCGACAAGGAGGAGGAGGAGGAGGAGGAGGAGGAGGAGAUGGGUGAGCACCCCCCUACGGAGAUCGGCAGUUCUUCGAUCGCCUCAGAUGUGGAGGAGGAGGAAGUGACCGAGGAGCCUGAGAUUCCAAUGUGGGACAGCGAUGACGAUGGUGGAGUUAUGCGCAUGACCAAGGCCGAGCUCCAGGAGCUUCACAUUGCCUGCGUCAAAGGCUUCACCGAGUUGGAUCCCAGGAAGAAUCUUUGGGUCCACACCCGCUUCUGCAGCUUCAAUAUAGGGGGCUUCGACCUCGAUAGAGAGUCUAAGUUUGGCCUUGGGCCGCCGCUUUAUGACAAUCUAACUCCCAAGUUGGAGAGGUGCAUGGUGUCGUUUGCUGUCAAUGUCAUUUCCGUCAAAGUAACCGAAUCGGACCGGGGUUAUCCAAUCAGCGUAUAUGGCACUGUUGUUGCAAGGGAUACGAUUGACUACAGAUGUGUCUAUCUCUUCAGACGUGCAAGGGAAGAUCCCCAGAUCAUCAACUCCAAGAAACGUUUCUUGUCAUUCUUGCUUGCAAUUACCACUAUUCAGAAGCUUAACAUCGUAUUGGAUACACUUAUGUUUGCAAAAAUGGAUGAUAUGCUAACAUUGAUAGGUCCACGGCGAGGAUUAGUUCAGUUAGAUAAUAUUUAUUUUGAGUUGAAUCUGAGGGUGAAGGGUGAUGCUGGCGACGAAGAUUUUAGCAAAGGUGUGGUAGUGCUCCAUGUUGGUCCCUAUGAUCCUGAACCAAUCACAAGGGUGCUGAGCAGUUGGCUAAGCAGAGUGGAGUUGGUGCUUGCAACUGUUGAAAGUCCAGUGGCAGCUAGCCUUGAAGUCAAUGUUUUGAAAGGAGCAGCACCUUUCAGUGGCAAAAUAUGUGCUGGGACUAGUGAAAACCCGAAGACUCAGAUGAUUGUGUAUGAUAGCAGAGAUACGAAGAGCGGCUCCUCUGUUGUGUUAACUCGCAACCUCGUAGCUGUCCCUGACCCGGAUGGCGACGAAGAUGAAAUUGGUGUCUAUGUUCGCUUCCUUGAUGAUGGCGAUGACGUCGAUGAUGAGGAUACAGGCACCUUGGUCAAGCUAGCAUACCCUGCUGAAGAGCAAGUUUGCUGUCACCGCGCCUGGGAGCUGCAAGUGAAGGUUUCCUGGACUGCCAUCCUGUGCAAACCAAUGGCAAAACAUGUCUUAACAAGAGGGACCAGUAUGCCCAGGGAUUAUACUUGCCCUAGGUAUGCGCCUCGGUUCUGA